GCCUCUCUGUUUUCACAGCAGUCAGAUACAGGGGAAGAGGUGCUGAGAAUGUGCGUGGCAGUACGGAAGAAGCUACAACUUUAUUUUUGGAAGGAUAGAGAGUUCCAUGAACUGCAGGGAGACUUCAGUGUACCUGAUGUACCCAAGUCUAUGGCCUGGUGUGAGAACUCCAUCUGUGUAGGCUUCAAGAGGGACUAUUACCUGAUACGGGUGGAUGGAAAAGGAUCCAUCAAAGAACUGUUUCCCACGGGGAAGCAGCUGGAACCGUUGGUAGCUCCUGUAGCAGAUGGAAAAGUUGCGGUUGGCCAAGAUGAUCUGACGGUUGUGCUCAAUGAAGAGGGGGUCUGCACUCAGAAAUGUGCCUUGAAUUGGACAGAUAUUCCUAUAGCCAUGGAACACCAGCCUCCCUACAUCAUUGCUGUUCUGCCAAGGUACGUGGAGAUCCGCACUUUUGAACCCCGGCUGCUGGUACAGAGCAUUGAGCUGCAGAGACCACGCUUCAUCACCUCUGGAGGCACAAAUAUUAUAUAUGUGGCAAGUAAUCACUUUGUUUGGCGGCUCAUCCCGGUGUCCAUAGCCACACAGAUUCAGCAGCUCCUGCAGGACAAGCAGUUUGAGUUGGCUUUGCAGUUGGCAGAAAUGAAAGAUGAUUCAGAUAGUGAGAAACGGCAACAAAUUCAUCACAUAAAGAACCUCUUUGCCUUCAACCUCUUCUGCCAGAAGCGCUUUGAUGAAUCCAUGCAAGUUUUUGCCAAGCUUGGUACAGAUCCCACUCAUGUGAUGGGUCUGUAUCCUGACCUCCUGCCCACAGAUUACAGGAAGCAGCUACAGUAUCCCAACCCCCUGCCAGGGCUCUCUGGGGCAGAGCUGGAGAAGGCACAUUUAGCUCUCAUAGACUACCUAACUCAAAAAAGAAGUCAGCUGGUGAAGAAGCUAAAUGAUUCUGACCAUCAGUCCAGUACCUCACCCCUCAUGGAAGGAACACCAACGAUCAAAUCCAAAAAGAAGCUGCUACAAAUCAUUGAUACCACUCUGUUAAAGUGUUACCUCCAUACAAAUGUAGCACUGGUGGCACCAUUGCUACGUCUGGAAAACAAUCACUGCCAUAUUGAGGAGAGUGAGCACGUAUUAAAGAAGGCACACAAAUAUAGUGAGCUGAUAAUACUGUAUGAGAAGAAAGGUUUGCAUGAGAAAGCAUUACAGGUACUGGUGGAUCAGUCAAAGAAAGCCAACUCCCCUUUGAAGGGUCAUGAGAGGACAGUGCAAUAUUUGCAGCAUUUGGGCACAGAGAACUUGCACUUGGUGUUUUCCUACUCGGUCUGGGUGCUAAGAGAUUUUCCUGAAGAUGGACUGAAGAUAUUUACAGAAGACCUCCCUGAAGUGGAAGCUUUGCCACGAGACAAAGUGCUCAGUUUCUUGAUAGAAAAUUUUAAAAGCUUGACUAUUCCUUACCUGGAACACAUAAUUCAUGUCUGGGAAGAAACUGGUGCAGACUUCCAUAACUGCCUGAUCCAGCUGUACUGUGAGAAAGUGCAGGGCUUAAUGAAAGAAUAUCUCAAUUCUUUCCCUGCAGAUAAAACUCCGGUGCCUGCUGGGGAGGAAGGAGGAGACUUGGGGGAUUACCGGAAAAAGCUUCUACUUUUUCUGGAGAAGUCUAGCUGGUAUGAACCUAGUCGACUAAUUAGCGACUUCCCCUUUGAUGGUCUCCUAGAAGAACGUGCUCUGCUCUUGGGUCGCAUGGGGAAGCAUGAGCAAGCUCUGUUUAUUUAUGUUCAUAUUUUGAAGGACACCAACAUGGCUGAAAACUACUGCCAUAAACAUUAUGACAGAAACAAAGAUGGCAACAAAGAUGUCUAUCUGUCACUGCUCCGGAUGUAUCUCUCCCCACCUAGUGUUCAUUGCCUGGGACCAAUCAAGAUGGAAGUGCUGGAGCCUCAAGCCAAUCUGCAGGCUGCUCUGCAGGUUUUGGAGCUACAUCACAGCAAACUGGAUACCACCAAGGCGAUAAACCUACUCCCAGCAAAUACACAGAUUAGUGAGAUUCGAAUCUUCUUAGAGAAAGUCCUUGAAGAAAAUGCUCAGAAGAAAAGAUUUAAUCAAGUACUCAAGAAUCUUCUCCAUGCAGAGUUUCUGAGGGUCCAGGAGGAGCGGAUCUUGCAUCAACAAGUGAAGUGUAUUAUUACAGAGGAGAAGGUGUGCACUGUAUGUAAAAAGAAGAUAGGUAACAGUGCAUUUGCUCGAUACCCCAAUGCAAUAGUUGUGCAUUAUUUCUGCUCGAAAGAAGUCAACACAUUGGACACCUGACCUUCUCAUGGUCAAUAAUCCCAACAUUCACAUGAAAUUCAGAACUGAUGAAGCUGAAGUUGAUGCCUCUGAGAUUUUUGAGGCUUGUUGCUAGGUUCACUUAUACUGGGUAGAAGUCAUAUGUAUCUGUGGACUGACUGUACCCAUCUGGCAAUAUUGAUUUACUAGAAAAUGACUUUGACCGUGUUGUUACAGUGCUGGCAACUACACUAAACCUCUCGGUACUCAGAUGAAGAAUAGAAACUGAUUUUUGUAGCGAGUUUUGUAUUGCACUCCAAC
Molecule: messenger RNA, 2583 nt
Organism: Pterocles gutturalis (yellow-throated sandgrouse)
Lineage: Eukaryota; Metazoa; Chordata; Aves; Pterocliformes; Pteroclidae
Gene: VPS39
Product: vacuolar protein sorting 39 homolog (S. cerevisiae)
Exons: 20
Biological process (GO): vesicle-mediated transport; intracellular protein transport; endosomal vesicle fusion
Cellular component (GO): cytoplasm; membrane
Source: RefSeq, a predicted model, not a curated record